AUGGAGCCACCCGGAGGGGGCCUGGGGCCCGGCCGCGGGACCCGAGACAAGAAGAAGGGCCGGAGCCCAGACGAGCUGCCUGUGGCGGGCGGCGACGGCGGCAAAUCCAAGAAAUUCACUCUGAAGCGACUCAUGGCAGAUGAGCUGGAGAGAUUUACCAGCAUGAGAAUUAAGAAGGAGAAGGAAAAGCCCAAUUCUGCUCAUAGAAAUUCUUCUGCCUCAUAUGGGGAUGAUCCAACAGCACAGUCAUUGCAAGAUGUUUCGGAUGAGCAAGUUCUAGAUCUCUUUGAACAGAUGCUGCUGGAUAUGAACUUGAAUGAGGAGAAACAGCAACCUUUGAGGGAGAAGGACAUUAUCAUCAAGAGGGAGAUGGUGUCCCAAUACUUGCACACCUCCAAGGCUGGCAUGAGCCAAAAGGAGAGCUCUAGGUCUGCCAUGAUGUACAUUCAGGAGUUGAGGUCAGGCUUGCGGGAUAUGCCUCUGCUCAGCUGCCUGGAAUCCCUUCGUGUCUCUCUCAACAACAAUCCUGUUAGUUGGGUGCAAACAUUUGGUGCUGAGGGCCUGGCCUCCUUAUUGGACAUCCUUAAACGACUUCAUGAUGAGAAAGAGGAGACUGCUGGAAGCUAUGAUAGCCGGAACAAGCAUGAGAUCAUUCGCUGCUUGAAAGCUUUUAUGAACAACAAGUUUGGAAUUAAGACCAUGUUAGAGACAGAAGAAGGAAUACUACUGCUGGUUAGAGCCAUGGAUCCUGCUGUUCCCAACAUGAUGAUUGAUGCAGCUAAGCUGCUUUCUGCUCUUUGUAUCCUACCACAGCCCGAGGACAUGAAUGAAAGGGUUUUGGAGGCAAUGACAGAAAGAGCAGAGAUGGAUGAGAUGGAACGUUUCCAGCCUCUCCUAGAUGGAUUGAAAAGUGGGACCUCCAUUGCACUCAAGGUGGGGUGCCUACAGCUGAUCAAUGCUCUCAUCACACCAGCUGAAGAACUGGACUUCCGAGUUCACAUCCGAAGUGAACUGAUGCGCUUGGGGCUGCAUCAGGUGUUGCAGGACCUUCGAGAGAUUGAUAAUGAUGAUAUGAGAGUGCAAUUAAAUGUGUUUGAUGAACACGGGGAAGAAGAUUCCUAUGACUUGAAGGGACGGUUGGAUGACAUUCGCAUGGAGAUGGAUGACUUUAGUGAAGUCUUCCAGAUUCUUUUAAACACAGUGAAGGAUUCAAAGGCAGAGCCACAUUUCCUGUCUAUCCUGCAGCACCUACUGUUAGUCCGAAAUGACUAUGAAGCCAGACCACAGUACUAUAAGUUGAUUGAAGAAUGUAUUUCCCAGAUAGUUCUUCACAAGAAUGGGGCUGAUCCUGAUUUCAAGUGUCGGCACCUCCAGAUUGAUAUUGAGGGAUUGAUUGAUCAAAUGAUUGAUAAAACAAAGGUGGAGAAAUCUGAAGCCAAAGCUACGGAGCUGGAAAAAAAGCUGGACUUAGAGUUAACAGCCCGACAUGAGCUACAAGUGGAAAUGAAAAAGAUGGAAAGUGACUUUGAUCUGAAGCUUCAGGAUCUUCAGGGAGAAAAGGAUGCGUUGGAUUCUGAAAAGCAAAAAAUUGCCACAGAGAAACAGGACCUGGAAGCAGAGGUGUCUCAGCUCACAGGAGAGGUUGCCAAGCUGUCAAAGGAACUGGAAGAUGCCAAGAAAGAAAUGGCUUCUCUCUCUGCUGCAGUUGUUGCUGUAGCUCCUUCUGUUCCUAGUAGUUCUACUGUCCCCCCUGCCCCUCCUUUACCUGGUGACUCUGGCACUAUUAUUUCAUCUCCACCUCCUCCACCACCUCCCCCUCCUUUGCCUGGAGGUGUUUGCAUCCCCCCACCCUCUCCUUUGCAUGGGAGUGCUGCCAUCCCCCCACCCCCUCCUUUGCCUGGGAGUGCUGCCAUCCCCCCACCCCCUCCUUUGCCUGGGAGUGCUACCAUGCCCCCAUCUCCUCUCUUGUCUGGAGGACUAGGAAUGCUCCCUCCCCCCCCUCCUCUUCCUGGUGGUCCUGAAAUCCCUCCACCCCCUCCAUUUCCUGGAGGCCCUGGCAUUCCUCCACCUCCACCUGCCCCAUUUGGAUUUGGAGUUCCUGCAGCCCCAGUUCUGCCAUUUGGAUUAACCCCCAAAAAGCUUUAUAAGCCAGAGGUACAACUCCGGAGGCCAAACUGGUCCAAGUUUGUGGCUGAGGACCUUUCCCAGGACUGCUUCUGGACAAAGGUGAAGGAGGACCGCUUUGAGAACAAUGAACUUUUUGCCAAACUUAGCCUUGCCUUCUCUGCCCAGACUAAGACUUCCAAAGCCAAGAAGGAUCAGGAAGGUGGAGAAGAAAAGAAAUCUGUGCAAAAGAAAAAAGUAAAAGAGUUGAAGGUGUUGGAUUCAAAGACGGCCCAGAAUCUUUCAAUCUUUUUGGGUUCCUUCCGCAUGCCCUAUCAAGAGAUUAAAAAUGUCAUCCUGGAGGUGAAUGAGGCUGUUCUGACUGAGUCUAUGAUCCAGAACCUCAUUAAGCAGAUGCCAGAGCCAGAACAGUUAAAAAUGCUUUCUGAACUGAAGGAUGAAUAUGAUGAUCUGGCUGAGUCAGAGCAGUUUGGCGUGGUGAUGGGCACUGUGCCACGUCUGCAGCCUCGCCUCAAUGCCAUCCUCUUCAAGCUACAGUUCAGUGAGCAAGUGGAAAAUAUCAAGCCAGAGAUUGUGUCUGUCACUGCUGCGUGUGAGGAGUUACGCAAGAGCGAGAACUUUUCCAGCCUCCUGGAGAUUACCUUGCUUGUUGGAAACUAUAUGAAUGCUGGCUCCAGAAAUGCUGGUGCUUUUGGCUUCAAUAUCAGCUUCCUCUGUAAGCUUCGAGACACCAAGUCCACAGAUCAGAAGAUGACAUUGUUGCACUUCUUGGCUGAGUUGUGUGAGAAUGACUAUCCUGAUGUCCUCAAAUUUCCAGAUGAGCUUGCCCAUGUGGAGAAAGCCAGCCGAGUUUCUGCUGAAAACUUGCAAAAGAACCUAGAUCAGAUGAAGAAACAAAUUUCUGAUGUGGAACGUGAUGUUCAGAAUUUUCCAGCUGCCACUGAUGAAAAGGACAAGUUUGUUGAAAAAAUGACUAGCUUUGUGAAAGAUGCACAGGAACAGUAUAACAAGCUGCGGAUGAUGCAUUCUAACAUGGAGACCCUCUAUAAGGAGUUGGGCGAGUACUUCCUCUUUGAUCCCAAGAAGUUGUCUGUGGAAGAAUUCUUCAUGGAUCUGCACAACUUUAAGAAUAUGUUUUUGCAAGCAGUUAAGGAGAACCAGAAGCGGCGAGAGACAGAAGAAAAGAUGCGGCGAGCAAAACUAGCCAAGGAGAAGGCAGAAAAGGAGCGGCUAGAGAAGCAGCAGAAGAGAGAGCAACUCAUAGACAUGAAUGCAGAAGGCGAUGAGACAGGUGUGAUGGAUAGUCUUCUAGAAGCCCUGCAGUCGGGGGCAGCAUUCCGACGGAAGAGAGGGCCCCGUCAGGCCAACAGGAAGGCCGGGUGUGCAGUCACAUCUGUGCUGGCUUCGGAGCUGACCAAGGAUGAUGCCAUGACUCCUGUUCCUGCCAAGGCGUCCAGGCUGAGUGAGGGAGUCCCCACAAUCCUUGAGGAAGCCAAGGAGUUGGUUGGCCGCGCAAGCUAAGCUGUAUCCUGUGGCCGCAGCAGCUCCUAAAAGAGGCCCCAGACUGUCCUGCCCUGCAGCGUGUGCCUGAGGGUCAAGGGGGGAUGGAUAUUCCUUUGGGAUGGCCACUCCCACCACCCUGACUCUGUCUUUCUUUAUGGCCUACUGCUCUCUGAACAUCACAUACAGCUUCAGCUGCCUGGAGGCCAGAAGGAAAGGGCAGUAUGGGGGAGGCCUGAGCCCAACCCAGCCAGCCCUGGCUGUUGUAUUACCAAAGCAGGGUCCAUGUUUGCUGCCUUAACCCUGUCUCCUCUCUAUUACUCAGAGGACCUCAUCUCAGAUGAGGCCCAACCUGCUUGCUCAGCCCCUGACUUCCUAGUGGGCUUUCCUGUAGGUCAGUCUUGCUGGAUUUGUGCUUUUCUUUUGUGGUUUCUCUGGCUCUGAGAACAGCAUGGGGCUUGCGAAACUUUGGGCUUGAUAGAUCCCUCUUUUCUUUGCUGUUACCUCUGCUCUUCUCUUUCCUCUCCUGGCUAUUGUUAUUUAUUACUAGUGGUGUGGCAUUGGGAACUGCUUUCUGAGGAAGUGGGGAGCAAAUCCCACCCUUACCCCACUUUCCUAGCAAGGCCUCCCAAAACAAAAAGGAUUUGAACCACUUUAUCUGUUCUGCUGUGGCCCAGGCCAGAGCCUGUGGGCAGGCAGGCAGAGCAUAGCAACAGUGUGGGAACAACCCCUAGCCUGCUGCCUUGCUUUAUGUCCCUUGCCUUUCUGGACCCUCUGCACCAGCACCCAGGCUACUGAGCUAAGGUCCCUCCUCAUGCCUCCCCCAGAGCGUUGGUGCAUCUCAUCUGCAGUAUGAGCUGUAUUGUGACCAUCCCAACACCUCACCCUUUGUCUCCAAGGAACUGGGAGGUGGAGCCUCCUGGCUGAGAAAUUGUUUUGCAAAUGGAUCUAUUUUUGUAUGAAAACAAAAUUUUUUUAAAGAAAAAUAAUUUUUCCUUCCCCCUUUCUCCUCCAUAAUGUAAGAGGCUUUGAUGGCAGGUUCCAGAGUUCCUGGAGUUUCUCCCCACAGGCCUCAAUCAUGAACAUGCCCCUGGACCUUCACCUCAGCCAUCAAGCCUUUUAUAUCUUUGAGGCCAAGACAGAUUCUCUCUCCCAGCAUCAAUUCUGGGGCAGGAAGAAUCUCUUCUCUGGUUGAGCUGGGCCAGGCCUAAGAAUAGUGGGAGCUCUGAGACCACCGAGUUUUUAUGAGUUUAAUAAAUUUAUCAAGCCAAAUGUACAAAUGCUUAAAUGGACCCUCUGGGGAACUGGGCACAGGGAGCACCCCACACCUUUACCCCCCCCCCUUCUGAACAGUGGGCAGACCAAACUGUUUGGUGGCCCCAUCCACAGGAAACUCAGAUUCUCUGGCUCAGGGUGACCCUUUUGCUCUCCUUGUGCCCCUUUUAGCUUCCCACCCCCAGCUAGGGAGAGAGAAUGGCACUGUUAGGGCUUGGUCCAGAAUGAUAGUUGUUAGAGCAAGAGGGGAGCUUAGGAGACUUGAAGGCAAAUACAGGGAGGCCAUGCAGUCAGGAAGGAGGGGUUGGUUGCUAGAGCCUGUGUAUGAAGGGGCAAUGGCGGUUCCUCUGAGCUAUUCCCAGGAAGACUAUGGUGCAGGGGGCCUGUUGCUCCCCUUGGUCACCUUCUCCCUGCUGACAUCUGGGGCUUUGACCCUUUCUUUUUAAAUCUACUUUUGCUAAGAUGCAUUUAAUAAAAAAAAAAAAAAAAAAAAAAAGGGGGA
Messenger RNA from Galeopterus variegatus (Sunda flying lemur), 5401 nucleotides. RefSeq names its product diaphanous-related formin 1 (gene DIAPH1). Gene Ontology annotation, biological process: actin filament polymerization; actin cytoskeleton organization. The coding region runs from base 1 to 3645 and encodes 1214 amino acids. NCBI's taxonomy places the organism in Eukaryota, Metazoa, Chordata, Mammalia, Dermoptera, Cynocephalidae. The record is from RefSeq and is a predicted model, not a curated record. Gene Ontology annotation, molecular function: microtubule binding; actin binding; small GTPase binding. The transcript is spliced from 28 exons. Gene Ontology annotation, cellular component: cytoplasm; actin filament.